AUGAUCUCGCAAGACGUGGGCACGGGGCCUCCGGACGCCACCCUGGCAGCGCCCUCGGCGAACAAGAGCCUGGGCAGCCUCUCCGCCUUCACCUUGCAGGGCCUGCCCGGCCUGGAGGCUGCCCACUUCUGGCUGGCCUUCCCGCUGUGCGCCCUGUACGUGGUGGCCCUGGUGGGCAACUCCAUCGUGGUGCUGGUCAUCCGAGCCGAGCCGGCCCUCCACACGCCUAUGUACUUCUUCCUGGGCAUGCUGGCCGGGGUGGACCUGGCCCUGGCCUCCUGCACGAUGCCCCGGGUCCUUUCCCUCCUCUGGCUGGACGCCAAGGAGAUCGCCUACCAGACCUGCCUCCUGCAGAUGUUCUUCAUCCACUCCCUCUCGGGCAUGGAGUCCGCCAUCCUCUUGGCCAUGGCCGUGGAUCGCUACGUGGCCAUCUGCCGCCCGCUCCAGUACGCCGCCAUCCUCACCAACUCCGUGACGGUCAAAGUGGGCCUGGUGGCUGUGGUGAGAGGGCUGGCCUUCUUCCUUCCUCUGCCCUUCCUGCUCAACCGCCUGUCCUUCUGCGAGUCCCGGGUCCUCCGGCAUUCCUACUGCCUCCACCAGGACAUGAUGAACCUGGCCUGUGACAAAGACAAGCUGGCCAUGAACGUCGUCUACGGCCUGAUCGCCAUCAGCCUGGUGAUGGGCUUGGACUUCCUUCUCAUCCUCGCCUCCUACCUGUUGAUCCUGAAGGCCGUCCUAGGGCUGAGCUCCUGGGAGCAGCGUCUCCGAGCCGCGGGCACCUGUGUGGCCCAUCUCUGCAUGGUCCUGGCCUUCUACCUGCCCCUGAUUAGCCUCUCCGUCAUCCACCGGUCCACAGAAGACGUGUCCCCGCUGCUCCAGGCCAUCCUGAGCAACGUCUACCUCCUGGUUCCUCCUGUCCUCAACCCCAUUGUCUACGGGGCGAGGAUGAAAGACAUCCGGAAGCGGGCCUUGAAGUUCAUGAGGCUCAGCCGGAACAGGGAGCCCCACUGGUUGGCUAUGCCGGGAGUGAGUGCCAACCUCAGUGUCUACGCCCCUCCCACCUCCUUCCUCCUCCUAGGGCUGGAGAGGGUCCAGGCCUGGCUCUCCGUUCCCGUCUGCUUCAUCUACGCCUUGGCUCUCUUGGGAAAUGCCACCCUGCUCUGGGUCAUCUGGACGGAGUCCAGCCUGCACCAGCCCAUGUACCUCUUCCUCUCCUUCCUGGCACUCACCGACAUGGCCAUGCCCACCUGUAUCCUGCCCAAGAUGCUGGGCAUCUUCUGGGCCAACGCCCAAGAGAUCACACCCGCUGCCUGCCUGGUGCAGAUGUUCAUGGUGCACGGCCUCUCUGUCGUGGAAUCUGGGACACUCACCACCAUGGCCUACGACCGAUACGUGGCCAUCUGCAACCCCCUCAACUAUACAACCCUGCUGACCCCAAGGAUGGUGGUCAAAUUCGGAGCAGCCGUGGUUAUCCGGGCCAUCGUGAUUGUCCUACCCAUUCCUUUACUUCUGCUGAGGCUGAGAUUCUGUCAUUCCCGAAAUAUCUCUCAUACGUAUUGUGAGCAUAUGGCUCUUGUAAAACUAGCAUGUGGGAACACCACUCCCAACAACCUCUAUGGGCUGGUUGUAUCCCUCCUCAUCACCGGCGGCGACCUGACCUUCAUCUUCGUCUCCUACGGGCUGAUUCUACGGACCGUCUUCCGCCUGCCUUCCUUGGAGGCUCGCCACAAAGCCCUGGGCACGUGUGGGGCCCACGUGGGGGUCAUCUUCAUCCUGUACACCCCUGGACUGUUCUCCUUCCUCUCUCACCGCUUUGGGCACAACAUCCACCACAGCAUCCACAUCUUCCUGGCCAAUGUCUAUUUGCUAGUCCCUUCCAUGCUCAACCCCAUGGUUUAUGGGGCCAAGACCAAGGAGAUCCGUGUGCGGGUGCUGAGGGCCAUGGGCUUGCAGAGGAGGAAAGUGUAG
Messenger RNA from Pseudonaja textilis, 1968 nucleotides. Its product is annotated as olfactory receptor 51E2-like. Gene Ontology annotation, biological process: G protein-coupled receptor signaling pathway. Gene Ontology annotation, molecular function: olfactory receptor activity; G protein-coupled receptor activity. The record is from RefSeq and is a predicted model, not a curated record. Gene Ontology annotation, cellular component: plasma membrane. Lineage: Eukaryota; Metazoa; Chordata; Lepidosauria; Squamata; Elapidae.